Molecule: messenger RNA, 1875 nt
Organism: Grammomys surdaster
Lineage: Eukaryota; Metazoa; Chordata; Mammalia; Rodentia; Muridae
Gene: Pycr1
Product: pyrroline-5-carboxylate reductase 1
Exons: 8
Coding region: 151-1080 (309 amino acids)
Biological process (GO): L-proline biosynthetic process
Molecular function (GO): pyrroline-5-carboxylate reductase activity
Source: RefSeq, a predicted model, not a curated record
GUGGGGGCGGGGCCGGUGGGCUCGGGUGCCGCGUGGCGGAUGCAGGAGGCUGGGCUCUGUCGUGCUUGUGUGCCGGAGUAGCCGCGCUUUCUCUGCUGCCCUACAGAGCCGGCGUCAGCUGUGAAGGUUGUGGGUCCUGGACCUCCAAACAUGAGCGUAGGGUUCAUCGGGGCAGGGCAGCUAGCCUUUGCCCUAGCCAAGGGCUUCACAGCUGCAGGUGUUCUGGCUGCUCACAAGAUAAUGGCCAGCUCUCCAGAUAUGGACCAAGCCACAGUCUCUGCCCUCCGGAGGAUAGGGGUAAACCUGACACCCCAUAACAAAGAGACGGUGUGCCACAGUGAUGUGCUCUUCCUGGCUGUGAAGCCCCACAUCAUCCCCUUCAUCCUGGAUGAAAUCGGUGCUAACAUCGAGGACAGGCACAUUGUGGUGUCUUGUGCAGCAGGUGUCACCAUCAACUCCAUUGAAAAGAAGCUGAUGGCGUUCCAACCUGCUCCCAAAGUCAUCCGAUGUAUGACUAACACCCCGGUCGUGGUACGGGAGGGGGUUACUGUGUAUGCCACAGGUACUCACGCCCAGGUGGAGGAUGGCAAGCUUGUGGAGCAGCUCAUGGGCAGCGUGGGCUUCUGCACAGAGGUGGAGGAAGAUCUGAUCGAUGCUGUCACAGGGCUCAGUGGCAGCGGCCCUGCCUAUGCCUUCACAGCCCUGGAUGCUCUGGCAGAUGGCGGUGUGAAAAUGGGGCUUCCAAGACGCCUGGCAGUCCGCCUUGGGGCCCAGGCCCUCCUGGGGGCAGCCAAGAUGCUACUAGACUCAGAACAACAUCCAGGCCAGCUCAAGGACAAUGUCUGCUCUCCUGGCGGGGCCACCAUCCAUGCUUUGCAUGUGCUGGAGAGUGGGGGCUUCCGCUCCCUGCUGAUCAACGCUGUGGAAGCCUCCUGCAUCCGUACACGGGAGCUGCAGACCAUGGCUGAUCAGGAAACUGUCUCCCCUGCUGCUAUAAAGAAGACUGUACUGGACAAGGUGAAGCUGGACUCCUCUGCUGGGGCCUCUCUGUCUUCUGGCCACGUUAAGCCGCUGCCCUGAAACCUGGUCCCAGCAGGCAAGGAAUGAUUCAUCUGCCAGCCUUCCUCCUGUUCCCUACUUCCUUUCUUUUCUUCUCCUUUCCUUUUCUCUCCCUUUCUUUUAAAGCAGGGUUUUGCAGUGUAGUCCAGGUUAGCUCUGAACUCUUCAUCCCUCACUCUAGUCUCCCAAGUGCUAGAAUUAUGGAUGAAAGUUACUAUAGUAUGCCAGACUCCUUUUUUCUUGUAAGAUAGUGACUUGAUGUUGCCCAGACAAGACUUGAACUUACGGGCUCAGGGCAUACUCUGAUUUCAAUUCCAUUAAGUAUACAACACCUGAGUGACUCAGUUCUUCUCUUCUUACUUGAAGCUUCUCCAACAACACAGAAUAUCCCCACAGCAGGCCCUUACCCACAGCCAGGUCAGCCAGGAAGGGGACAUCACUUACAACUGGGGACCUCCAUUGAUACUCAAGUGCCAGCUCAAAGCUGGGUGGGUUCUCAGACCUCCCCCUCUUCAGCUUCCUCUGGAGCUCAGGCCUGUGGUCUUUAUUCUCCUUAGUUUCAGGGUCAGCUUGCCAGGCUUAGCCAUGGCCCCUUCCUGUGAUCCACUCACAGGGUUCCUUUCUGUGACGACCAGCUAGUCCCACACAUCCUGUACCUCCUUCUGGGUACUUAAUGCUUUACCAAUGAUCCCACUAGGCAUUUGGGAAAAGAACUUCUCAGGUAGCUGAUGAGACUCUUGUAUGUUCCUCAACUCAGCAAAUACUGCUACUUUUCUUCCUAUCCUUUCAGUUGAAUAAUAAAAAAAUUUCCCAAAA